Molecule: messenger RNA, 4801 nt
Organism: Bombina bombina (fire-bellied toad)
Lineage: Eukaryota; Metazoa; Chordata; Amphibia; Anura; Bombinatoridae
Gene: DNAJC11
Product: DnaJ heat shock protein family (Hsp40) member C11
Exons: 16
Coding region: 74-1753 (559 amino acids)
Biological process (GO): cristae formation
Source: RefSeq, a predicted model, not a curated record
CUCGUCCUGCCUCCAUCCUCAGUACAGAGCUCCCCUCUUUGCAGUCUCACGACGAAGGUGAAAGGUUGUGAAGAUGGCGGCGGCCUUUAUGGAGGAAGAGCUGGAUAAUGAUGAUUAUUACUCGCUAUUAAACGUCAGGAGGGAGGCUACACAAGAAGAACUGAAAUCAUCCUACCGUCGGCUUUGCAUGUUAUACCACCCUGACAAGCACAGGGACCCAGAGCUUAAAAAGCAAGCGGAGCAACUCUUUAACCUUGUGCACCAGGCUUAUGAAGUGCUUAGUGAUCCACAAUCAAGAGCCAUCUAUGAUAUUUAUGGGAAGAAAGGACUGGAUAUGGAAGGCUGGGAGGUUGUGGAAAGGAAACGAACAGCAGCUGAGAUCAGGGAGGAAUUUGAGAGAUUACAAAGGGAAAGAGAAGAACGAAGGCUUCAGCAAAGAACCAAUCCAAAGGGGACAAUUAGUGUUGGUAUAGAUGCCUCAGAACUGUUUGAUCGUUAUGAUGAAGAUUUCGAAGAUUUGCCAGGAAGUGGUUUUCCCCAGAUUGAAAUUAAUCGAAUGCACAUUUCCCAGUCUAUUGAGGCCCCGUUGACUGCUUCAGACACAGCAAUCCUCUCUGGAAGUCUUUCCACGCAGAAUGGAAAUGGAGGGGGAUCGAUAAACUUUGCUCUGAGACGCGUGACCUCGGCCAAAGGCUGGGGAGAGUUAGAAUUUGGAGCUGGUGACCUUCAAGGACCACUUUUUGGACUUAAGCUUUUCCGCAAUAUUACACCUAAAUGUUUCUUUACUACAAACUGUGUCUUACAAUUUUCGUCUCGAGGCAUCCGCCCUGGACUCACGACUAUGGUUGCCAGACAUCUAGACAAGAACACAAUGGGUUAUAUUCAGUGGCGAUGGGGGAUCCAAUCGGCAAUGAACACCAGUAUUGUUCGAGAUACGAAAACUAGCCACUUCACAAUGGCGAUGCAGCUUGGAAUCCCCCAUUCCUUCAUGAUGGUGAGUUACCAGCACAAGUUUCAAGAUGAAGACCAAACACGGGUAAAAGGCUCUCUUAAGGCAGGUUUUUUUGGGACUGUGGUGGAAUAUGGUGCAGAAAGAAAAAUAUCUAACCACAGUGUUUUAGGAGCUACAGUCAGCAUUGGUGUGCCACAAGGGGUGUCUCUAAAAAUCAAGUUAAUUAGAGCAAGUCAGACAUAUUUCUUUCCUAUCCACCUGACAGAUCAACUUCUUCCGAGUGCUGUGUUUUAUGCCACUGUGGGCCCUAUUGUUAUCUUUGUGGCCAUGCACAAGCUUAUCAUAAAACCGUACCUCAGGGCUCAAAAAGAGAAGGAGUUAGAAAAACACAGAGAGUGUUCAGCUAGUGAUAUAUUACAGAAGAAACAAGAGGCAGAGGCCGCAGUACGCUUAAUGCAAGAAUCUGUUAGAAGAAUUAUAGAAGCUGAGGAAGCAAGAAUGGGCUUGAUAAUAUUAAACGCUUGGUACGGAAAAUUUGUGACCGAUAAUAGCAAAAGAAAUGAAAAGGCGAAAGUAAUUGACGUCACGGUACCUCUGCAGUGUUUGGUGAAAGAUUCUAAGCUCAUCCUCACAGAAGCUUCAAAAGCUGGGCUGCCAGGUUUCUAUGACCCAUGUGUUGGUGAAGAUAAAAGCCUGAAAAUUCUGUAUCAGUUCAGAGGAGCUCUACACCAAGUGAUGUCCGGCGAUAAUGAGUCACUUAGGAUACCAAAGCAAUCUCACAAGAUUGAUGCAGACGGGUAGCUUUUCUCAUGGGAAGAACGACACUACGCAAAACUUGAAUUAGCAAAGGCUGAAACCUUGGACCUUUACACCUGAAAGCAAAGAAGUCCUGGAGAAGUUUUUAUUUUUAUUAAUACCUUAAAGACAUACCCGGAUGAUACGCCAUGACAAUGAAUAUUAUAUGCAGUCCACUUUCGGUGGCGAUAUUUCAGUUUUAUAGAAAAUUCCGCAAGGAUUAGUAUUGUAUAUGUUCUCCUUGAAAAUAGCAACCGUAGGAUGUCUGUGCCAUUGGGUGAGAUUUCCUGAUGUUUUAAUUAAAAAACAAGGCCUUGAAAAAGAGACUUUAUGUGUAUACUGACAAUAUUCCAGGAACUUAAUAAACCCACAUCUGUUUUGAGGCUUGGGCUGUUACAUUAUAAAUUCCAAUUUAAGGGAAUUAAAAUGCAAAAUGAAACCUUCAUGAUUCAGAGUGUACAAUUUAUAAAAUAAGAAACUUUCAAUUUGACCUUUCUUUUGUAAUUUUUCAACUAGAUCAAACUGAUGUAGGCUUAAAGGGACAGUAAACUAAAAAAAAAUCUUUCAUGAUUUAAAUAGGGCAUGUAAUUUUAAACAACGGACAGUAAACUCAAAAAAUCUUUCAUGAUUUAAAUAGGGCAUGUAAUUUUAAACAACUUUCUAAUUUACUUUUAUUACCAAUUUUGCUUUGUUCUCUUGGUAUUCUUAGUUGAAAGCUAAAUCUAGGAGGUUCAUGUGCUAAUUUCUUAGACCUUGAAGACUGCCUCUAAACAAAAAGCAUUUUAACAGUUUUUCACCACUAGAGGGUGUUAGUUCAUGUGUUUCAUAUAGAUAACAUUGAGCUCAGGCACGUAAAGCUCCUAGGAGUCAGCACUGAUUGGCUAAAAAUGCAAGUCUGUCAAAUAAACUGAAAUAAGGGGGCAGUUUGCAGAGGCAUAGAUACAAGGUAAUCACAGAGGUAAAAGUAUAUUAUUAUAACUGUGUUGGUUAUGCAAAACUGGGGAAUGGGUAAUAAAGACAUUAUCUACCUUUUUAAACAACAAACAUUCGGGUGUUUACUGUCCCUUUAAAGGGAUAUGAAAACCAACAUUGCAUGCGAUUUAUAACAACUUUCUAAUUUACUUUGAUUGUGAAUUUUACUUUGUUCUUUUGGUAUCUUUUGUUGAAAAGCAGGGAUGUAAGCUUAGGAGCCAGCCCAUUUUUGGAGCACUAUAUAGCACCAGUUUUGCAAGAAUGUUAUCCAUUUCCAAGAUUACUAAAUGGCAGUAAUAUUUCCUGCCAUUUAGUGCUCCAGAUGCCUACUUAGGUAUCUCUUCAACAUAGAAUAUCAUAAGAACAAAGAAAAUUUGAUAAUAGAAAUCGGAAACUUUUUUAAAAUGGUCUGCUCUGUCUGAGUCACAAGAGAACAUUUUUGGGUUUCAUAUCCCUUUUAGAAAAAUGCAUGAGUUGAGCUUUAUAUAGUGUUUGCAACAAAAUACAGGACAGCACGUCCUCUUAGACAGGAGUUUAGUUUAAGGUAAAUUGUAUUUUUUAAUUUUGUCUGAAUCAUGAAAGUUUGUUUGACGUCCCUUUAAAUGAAUAUAAUAUUUAUAUUUAAAUUCAGAAUAUGCACAAAUUCGUGGGUUUGCAGAGGAUUUCAAUUAGACAUAAUUUUUUUUAUAUUUUUUUUUCACACUACUUGCUAAUAAUAGGUUUGAUAACCCUGAGAGCACUACGCGGCUAGUCAAUAUCUUAUGCUUUGAGUCACCGCAGUAUAUCAGAAGUUAGAUGUAUAUUUAUUGAAAAAGUGUAUAGAUUUUAUUAUACUUUUUAAUUGCACAUCUACUCUCUGAUUCUGUGUUUCUCAAGGCUAUAUAUAUAUAUUUGUGUGUGUGUAGGUAAAGGGUGCAGAGAGGAAAAUAUGUUGAUCGAAGCUUUGUAUUCCUGGCUUAACUUUGGUGUUUUUUUCUUUAUUUUGUUAGCUUUAUUCACUCUCUAUAGAACAGCUCAAGGUAUUUUGUUUAAAUCCAGGCAAAAUAUAACCUCACUUUUUUAUUUUUUUAUUUUUUUGUAAUAUGUUUAUACAUUAGACGUGCAAAAAUUCAUUUUCUUUAUUCGCUUGUUUUUAGUUUGCAAAACAAAUAACGAAUUUGAACUGAUUUUGUCUUAAAUUCAUGAACUAAACAAACUAAUGAAUGAAUACAUUUAUCUAUUAAAUAGAGAAACUCAAAGAACUACUGAAUGAAUUUUAUAUUCGUUUAUUAGUUUGCUUGGUUAUUGAACACAUUUCGGACAAAAUUGGUUCAAAUUUGUUUUGUAAGCGAAUAACGAAAACAAAUUUUUGCACGGGUCUAUUAUGCAUACUAUGAUUCUCUGGGCCAUGGCUAGAAUAAAAUAUGUCAAACAUUCUGUUUAUAUAAAAGAAAAAAGAAAUGCAAUUUAUGUUGUAAACUUGAAGAGUUUUUAUUUGGCUUAAAGGGACACUGAACUCAAAUUUUUUCUUUUGUGAUUCAGACAGAGCAUGCAAUUUUAAGCAACGUUCUCAUUUACUCCUAUUAUCAAAUGUUCUUCAUUAUCUUGGUAUCUUUAUUUGAAAAGCAAGAAUGUAAGUUUAGAUGACGGCCCAUUUUUGGUGAACAACCUGGGUUGUUCUUGCUUAUUGGUGGAUUAAUUUAACCGACCAAUAAACAAGUGCUGUCCAGAGUCCUAAACCAAAAAAUAGCUUAGAUGCCUUCUUUUUCAAAUAAAGAUACCAAGAGAACGAAGAAAAAUUGAUAAUAGGAGUAAAUUAGAAUGUUGCUUAAAAUUGCAUGCUCUAUCUGAAUCACAAAAGAAAAAAAUUGGGUUCAGUGUCCCUUUAAUAUCUUAAAGUUAUUAACUGGUUCUCAAUAAUCAGCACCUUCUGUAUUUCUCCCACCCAAUCCUCUGCAAGCCUCAUUAAUCUUGUUGGGAAACACAUGUUGACAUCUUAAACAAGGGUUUAACUUCCCCAAGGAAAUACACAGUUUGUUCAUUUUCUACACUCAAUGCCAUCAAAUGAAAUAAAUAUAUGAAUAAAAUGCAUUAUUUUUGAGA